AUGAAGUCCACCUUUGCGUUGGCUGGCCUUGCCGCCACUGCCACCCUCACCACCGUCGUUUACGCCAAGCAGCAGCUCGAAGUCUCGCACGAGCCCCUUUCGGGCUUCUUCGCCGCCGAUGGUACGCCGUCUCAUCCCAAGUUCCUCGCCUCGCGAUGGGAGACCUCGGAGCUGCCGCUCGACUUCCGCAAGCGCGACAUCUCUGGCGCCGGCUCGAAGCGAAGCGACAAGGCUUGCCGCUCCGAACGAGGCAAGCAGCACGCCAAGGACCACCACGGCCAGUUCAAGGACCGUCACAGCAUCCGCGAGACGCUCGACCACCUUGGCAACACGGUGAGCAGCUGGAUCGAGGGCGGAAAGAUGCACGACCACUCGAUGGGCAUCGUCAUCAACAAGGCCACCGACAACUCUGCCGACAACGAGUGGCUCGUCAACGUCGGGUUCGGCACGCGUGCGCAGAAGCUCAAGAUGGUGUUUGACUCGGGCAGCUCGGACACGUGGGUCUACUCUCCGGCUUGCUGCUACGCCAACAACCACACCUUCUUUGAUCCUGCCAGGUCGUCCACCUACCACAACCGAACCGUCGACGCGAGCGGCAACCCGCAGGUCGCCGCCGCCGGUACGCCCGGUCAGGCGUGGUCUUACAGCUACGGCUCCGGCUCCACCUCGAACGGCUACGUCGGCAUCGACGACUUUACGUUUGGCCAGCAGAGGCUCAAGGUGGAACAGCUGCCAUUGGCGCUCAUCACCAGCAUCACUGGUGGCUCGCGUGCUUCGCGCGGCAUGGAGGGCCUCGUGGGUCUUUCGUCUGGAAGCGGUUCGAGCACGCAGGGAGGAUGGACGACACCGUUCGAGGCCAUGUCAUCGCGCGGUCAGAUCGCCGAGACCUACCUCACCGCCACGCUGCGAAAGGCCGACCGCAACACGGGCAAGGGCGGUGGAGGACGCUACACGUUUGGCGAGAUCGACGACGAGCUCCUGGACGGAAACAUCACCUGGACGCGUGCGCUGUCGCCGUAUCUGUGGGCUGGUUACUUUGACCAGAUGACCAUGGGCGACACGCUCCUCGCCAAGGCACCGGGCACCGCCGAUCGACCUCAACGCUUCAUGAUCGACACUGGCUCCGCCGUGUUCUACCUUCCCUCGCCCAUUGUCGCCGACAUCAACAACCAGAUCAAAGGUUCCUACGUCGCCGAUCAAUCUAGCGGUCUGGCUUUCCCUUACCUCGUGCCCUGCGACACGGGCCUCAAGCACUACGAGAGGAAAGCCAAGAACCCGACGUUCAACCUCCAAGUCGGCGGCACCAACUUCACCAUCCCCAAGGAGGACUACGUGUUCUACGCCAACGAGCCCAUCCCACCUGCUACCAUCGGUGGCAGGAAGAACAUGUGCUACUCGGCCUUCCAGACGGGUCCCGCGCAGAUCUCGAUCAUCGGCUUGAGCUUCAUCAAGAACCACGUCGUUGUGCUCGACCAAGGUGGACGCAACUUGACGGUGUCGGCGCGCAGAAUCGGUCUGGGUCAGAGGAAGGAUGUCCGCUAUGAGUGA
Molecule: messenger RNA, 1548 nt
Organism: Pseudozyma hubeiensis SY62
Lineage: Eukaryota; Fungi; Basidiomycota; Ustilaginomycetes; Ustilaginales; Ustilaginaceae
Product: endopeptidase
Exons: 1
Coding region: 1-1548 (515 amino acids)
Biological process (GO): proteolysis
Molecular function (GO): aspartic-type endopeptidase activity
Source: RefSeq, a predicted model, not a curated record